Messenger RNA from Myxocyprinus asiaticus (Chinese sucker), 2152 nucleotides. RefSeq names its product very-long-chain enoyl-CoA reductase. Gene Ontology annotation, molecular function: oxidoreductase activity, acting on the CH-CH group of donors. Lineage: Eukaryota; Metazoa; Chordata; Actinopteri; Cypriniformes; Catostomidae. The coding region runs from base 213 to 1259 and encodes 348 amino acids. The record is from RefSeq and is a predicted model, not a curated record. The transcript has 11 exons. Gene Ontology annotation, biological process: very long-chain fatty acid biosynthetic process.
GGAGGGAGAGAACAUAGACAGAGAAAGGGGAGGGUUAAGUUAAAGAGAGAGAGGGAGAUAGAGGGGUGUUGGCACAGACAGAGAGAUUUAUUUCCACAGCUGGCAGUAAAGGUACUGUCCCGCACUCAUUUUAGUGCUGUGGUUUUGAAGGGGGCAAGAGAGGGACUAUAAAGAGAGAAAGCAAUCGAAAAAGUGGAGAAUAAAAUUCUAAAAUGGAUACCUUGGCUUUAGAGGCCACGCUGCCCAGAAAGUCUCAGAACGGAGCAGUGGUGGCAGUGCCCACACCACCAACCCCUGCCAAGCGUAAACCUGCUAAAAAAACUAAGAAAGCUGUCGUCUUUUUCGAGGUGGAGAUUCUGGACGCCAAGACGAAGGACAAGCUCUGCUUCCUUGACAAGGUUGAGCCUAAUGCCACUAUCGGGGAAAUCAAAUCCAUGUUCCACAAGAGCCACCCAGAGUGGUAUCCGGCCAGACAGUCCAUUCGUUUGGAUCCCAAGGGGAAAUCAUUGAAGGAUGAAGACGUUCUGCAGCACCUGCCUGUGGGAACAACAGCAACCUUCUACUUCAGAGACCUGGGAGCCCAGAUCAGCUGGGUCACGGUGUUUCUGACCGAGUAUGCCGGACCUCUGCUGAUUUAUCUGAUGUUUUACUUCAGAGUUCCCUUUAUUUAUGCACCUAAAUAUGACUUCACCACCAGCAAACACUGGGUCGUACAUUUGGCAUGUAUGUGUCACUCCUUCCACUACGUUAAGAGACUUCUAGAAACUCUGUUCGUCCAUCGCUUCUCCCACGGAACAAUGCCGCUCCGCAACAUCUUCAAAAACUGCACAUACUACUGGGGAUUUGCUGCUUGGAUGGCUUAUUACAUCAACCACCCGCUCUACACACCACCAAUCUAUGGAGAACAGCAGAUCAGACUCUCCCUUAUUGUAUUCCUGUUCUGUCAGAUUGGAAACUUCUCAAUUCAUAUUGCCCUGAGAAAUCUCCGACCACCAGGGUCUAAAACCAGGAAGAUCCCGUACCCGACUAAAAACCCCUUUACCUGGAUCUUCCUGCUCGUCUCAUGCCCCAACUACACUUAUGAGUUGGGCUCAUGGCUGGGCUUCACUCUGAUGACCCAGUGUCUGCCCGUGGCGUUCUUCACCCUGGUGGGCUUCAUCCAGAUGACCGUGUGGGCGAAAGGAAAACACCGCAGCUACCUAAAGGAGUUCCGAGACUAUCCCAAACUCCGUUCACCAAUUCUGCCCUUUAUACUGUAGAACAGUCAUGCAGUAUUCUUCAUUUUUUAACGCUUUCUUUUGCCCCUUUCUCUCUAUCGUCCCUCUUUUAUAAUGUAUCACCACCCACAUCCAACUUCAUGUUUGCUUGCCUCCCCAAAACUCCAUCUCCCUCUUUUACGAACAUCUUUUCUGCAGUCUCCGAACAAAGAUUGGACUGGAAUGGACUGAUUCUAAGUAGCUCUCUUUUGAAACCCUUUUACAGGUUAUCGAAGACUUCAUGGUUGCCAUCAUGCUAAUGACUAUUGGAUAUCGCCCUCUAUGGGUUGGAUCUCAUGAUAACAGUCAAGAAAUAUUUGGAGUCGUAUUUCAGCCCCAAAUAAAAUGUUAUUUUACAUUAAGUUUUUUUUUCUUUUUUUUAGUAAUAUAGAAUGUCUGGAUAGGAUGAUGUUCAUUAUUGUGCAAUUACAGUAAUGAGAUUUUAGUGAGAAGUGCUUAUGAAAAUGUCAAAAAUAAAAAUGGCUCAAAAAAGUUUUCUUUUUUUAGAUUCACCCAUGUAGUCUACAGGCUUUAGGGGUAAAAUGGUUAAACAUGUAUUUAGGACUUUGUCCCGCUGCAGCUUGUUUGCACUCAUCUACUGGGAAUCGUUCUGUAUUUGUGUCCAUGUCUCAGAUAUGCAUUGAUUACUUCAUGCUCAUUUGGGAAACUGUUCAGUAACCAAUCAAAAGCUCAGUUAACAACAAGACCUGUUGUAACAGGUCAAAGACCACUAACAAUAUUCAGUACUGUAAAAACAAGUUUCCAACAUACAGGAUGUGAUUACAUUUAGUGAUGCUAUAGUUCACUAGGCACUAACUGCAGCUGUGUAAAAACUCUUGCUGAUAUUUUGUUCAUUCAGAAUAUACUAAAUAAUUUGGGUGUGCAAUAUUGUCAUU